GUCUUCACGAGCCUGCCUAUUUAUUUGUCCUUCGCAUGGUGCUCUUUUCUAGACAAACCUUGGUUUUAUAGUUCUGAAGAUGAUAACAAUGGGGCCGCUUGGUCAUUCCAGUACCGACUCUGGGUGCUUUAAAUGGGAUGAAGCACCCAAAGUCAUAUCUCAUAUUAACGUUUCAUUCAACAAAAAUGGAGUAACUUCCAUUCAGUUUGGAUAUGUCGAGAAUGGAGUUGUGGUCUUGUCUGAAACAUACGGUUCAUCAUCAUCUGUCUGUAGCAGGCGUAUUUUGAGGCUCAACCCCGAGACAGAGUUUGUGACUGGGAUACACGGGGAGAUAUACAAUGGUUACAUUUCCUCUCUGGCUUUUCAUACAAAUGAACGUACACACUAUGCGGUUCACCGGACAUUCGAUUCAGGAGAAGUAGGUCUUGAGAAGAUGGAAUUUCAUUCAGGGAUACUUGAACGCCGUGAGUUUGGAGGUUUCUUUGGAACUUGUGACCAUGCUCAGUUGAAAUCUAUUGGUUUCUAUGUGAGGGUUCUGGUCCCACAAUGUUAUGGCUAUCAAAGGGGAAGAUGUUUCACAAGCAAGCCAUGAAGACUUCUUGGUCUAAUCUUGAAACACUAUAUGGUUUUACUAGACUACUCAUGUGGUUUUAGUCUAAUCUUUCCUUAAGAGUCUCAAGAAUAAUUUCGUUUCUCAGCUUGUUAUGAUGAAUUGAGUUUAGUGUUUUAAUCAGCUAUGAAAUAAAGUAAUCAGGAGUCUGUGCUAUGAUAAUAAACUGCUUGGUUUUAACA
Molecule: messenger RNA, 792 nt
Organism: Eruca vesicaria subsp. sativa (arugula)
Lineage: Eukaryota; Viridiplantae; Streptophyta; Magnoliopsida; Brassicales; Brassicaceae
Source: the annotation of a GenBank genome assembly